Molecule: messenger RNA, 417 nt
Organism: Harpia harpyja (harpy eagle)
Lineage: Eukaryota; Metazoa; Chordata; Aves; Accipitriformes; Accipitridae
Product: metallothionein-2
Exons: 3
Coding region: 92-283 (63 amino acids)
Molecular function (GO): metal ion binding
Source: RefSeq, a predicted model, not a curated record
AAAUACCGGGCGGUCGGGGCGCGUCCGUACUGCUGCGAGCCCAGCCUAACCGAGGCGACCUGAGGCGGACUGAACCAAACCAAGCCAAACCAUGGACCCCCAGGACUGCUCGUGUGCCGCCGGUGACUCCUGCUCCUGCGCCGGGUCCUGCAAGUGCAAGAACUGCCGCUGCCGGAGCUGCCGCAAGAGCUGCUGCUCCUGCUGCCCUGCAAGCUGCAGCAACUGUGCCAAGGGCUGCGUGUGCAAGGAGCCGGCUAGCAGCAAGUGCAGCUGCUGCCACUGAGCCGCUCACGUCUGCCUGUAAAUAGCCAGCAUGCUUCAGGGAUGGGGGGGGGGCACAAAAAAGCCUAUUUUUUCAUGUUUUGUAUCUUCUGUACCAGUGGUGAGACUGGAUGGAAAUAAAGGAAUUUGACUGGA